Molecule: messenger RNA, 804 nt
Organism: Neurospora tetraspora
Lineage: Eukaryota; Fungi; Ascomycota; Sordariomycetes; Sordariales; Sordariaceae
Exons: 3
Coding region: 1-804 (267 amino acids)
Source: RefSeq, a predicted model, not a curated record
AUGGGUUGCCUCUGCGCCAUCCUCCGCUUCAUCUUCCUCCUUGACGGCGGCGGCGAGAGGGUGACCUGGCACAUGUGGGAACCAUCACCUGCACAUCUAGAAGAGGGACGAGAAGGAUGCGAUUGCCCCAAAUGCAAGGUGGCUAACUCCACCCUCGCCGAUGGCACCGGACCGGCAGACAUCCCGGCAGACGGCUUCUACCAGAAGUACAAGAUCCCCAUGUUCAUUCUUUUCAGCGCCCUAGCCAUUCUCAUUUUCGGCUCGACCAUCUGGCAAUGCUGCUUUCGGAAGAAGAAGAGCAUUGAACUCGAAUCUCAAUUCCACCUCCCCCCGUUCAUAGGACACGGCGGCGUAAGCAGAGAGGACAACCACCUCCCCUACCCACACUCAUUCCACUACCAUCAGUACGGUGGUAGAACCAGGGCUAGCACCAGAAACAGAGAUAGAGGCAGAGACAGACACGGAAGGGAAGUAAUUCGUACGACUUCGGGAUGGUGGCGUCAUGCUGGUCUUGACCGUCCUUUGUAUCGAAACCGGCCACAGAGACAAACUCGCGUGGGAAUCAGGGUACCGCCAACGACGGGAACACCACUGGAUGGAGCUUAUUCCAUGGCUUAUAUGCAGGAAGAGACGCGACAGGAACAGCCGCAGCAGCAUCGAGAAGGAAGACAGCAUGAAGAGUACGAGAUGGAUGCGCACAAAGGGCAGGCGAGGGAGACGACACCGCCCCCGCCGUAUAAGGCUAGGAGGUCCACGGAUGACACGGUUGAUCGUCCACCUGGUUGUUUAUGUGCCCAUGUGUAG